AUGGCCUGGAAUACAUCGCAUCCUCCGCACACGGAUAGAUACUGUGAUUUUGAGGAAUGUACUAAUUCUCGUGAGGUAGGCUGCAUUCUGUCUUGUGGACAUGCUUAUCAUUAUGAAUGGUUUUUGUUGCAAUUAGAAAGUCAAUGCCGGUAUUGUGCUGCAUAUCUCAUGAGCGGUAUUGAGAAAAACUGUAGAAUUUUCCAACAAACUGUGAGUUCAUUCAAUGAGAUGCUUAUAGGUGAAAAUACAGACGAAUUGGCUGUGGAAGCUGAUGACAGUAAUACUGGCGAUGAAGACUUUUCAUUAGAUGAUGAUAAUAGAGACUUACUUUUUGUAAGGGCUCUGAAUACUCUAACCAAUGUAUAA
This is a messenger RNA of Paraglomus occultum, 366 nucleotides long. The record is from the annotation of a GenBank genome assembly. NCBI's taxonomy places the organism in Eukaryota, Fungi, Glomeromycota, Glomeromycetes, Paraglomerales, Paraglomeraceae.